CGCGACUACUUCACAGUAUUCCGGGGUCAAUCGGUGAUCAGCUGUGAUCAGCCUACGAAGGUUGCUAUCUCUUGUCGAUCACAAUCCACUGCACUUGUGUGAAAGGAUUUAUUAUUCGCGAAAAUGUGUCUCUCAAUCAUGAGAUUUGCACGUGAUUUAUCCUUCUAACUAAGAAACAAUGUUUUACAGCGCUCAAAGAGAAUCGAAAUAGGGAUCUGUUAUGAUAUUAAUUAUAAUCGUGAUAUCAUAUUCCGAGAGAAUUUCCUAAAAUAUCGGGGAAGCAUAUGAGAAACUGCUACCCUAUUAAUCGGCGAAAAUGCCGGUCGGCGUAUUUCCAGCUCUUAAAUUAGGUGUACUCUUUAUCAAACAAAUCAGCAAACCUUUAGCCAAGUUUCUUGUCAAUCAAGCAAAAAGUCAUGCGAUUUUCAGGACUUAUAUUAUUAUGCCACCUGCUCAAUUUUAUCAUUGGGCAGAAGUAAAAGCAAAGAUGUAUAUCAUGAAUCUUGGUAAGCCUACAAAAGUGGCAAAACUGAAUGAAUCUAUGGCUAUUGACUUGGGCGCUAGUUUGAUGAGUGAAAUGAUUAUUUUCGGCGUAGCUGGUGGAUGUGUAAUAUUGGAGUAUAAUAGACAAGUUACGAAAGAGGCAAAGAAAGAAGAGGUCCGUCAGAUGCAGAUACAAAAGUUUACAGAUGAUAUUCAGGCAUUGUACAAUACUACAUUACAACAGGAAGCUCGAAUUCAUUAUCUGCAAACUGCAAUCAGUGACUUGGCCAGGCAUACAAAGCAUAAGUUACCUGAACCUGUAUUGCAACAAAUAAGUAACAGUAAUAAUAGUUUAGAGGAUAAUACAAAGAAGAAUCCUAAUAAAGAUAAUCAAAGUACAACAGAAAUCAAUACAGAAAGUGAAAGCAGAUCAUUGAUAGAGCGUGCGGUAAUCUAUUAUAAAGAAUUGAAAGCGGAUAAAAUUAGUUAAACAACGUUUUAUACCUCUCUCUGACUUAUACAUCAUGGAAAAAUAAUCUGAGAUAUAAACUGAGGUGCUGGUAUUAAAAAAGAAGCAUUCAUAACAAAAUGUAUAUAUUGAUUUUCUGCUAGAUUGUAUAUUGUAAUUUAUUUUUAAAUUGCAAUUGCACUAGUCCUCAGUGCAAAGAGUUUUAGCUAAUAUAUAAAAAUGCAUAAAUAUAUACAUCUGCCUGUAAUUUUAAA
Camponotus floridanus (Florida carpenter ant) is the source of this 1206-nucleotide messenger RNA. Its product is annotated as optic atrophy 3 protein homolog. The record is from RefSeq and is a predicted model, not a curated record. Gene Ontology annotation, biological process: regulation of lipid metabolic process. The coding region runs from base 317 to 973 and encodes 218 amino acids. Lineage: Eukaryota; Metazoa; Arthropoda; Insecta; Hymenoptera; Formicidae. The transcript has 3 exons. Gene Ontology annotation, cellular component: mitochondrion.